AUGCAGUUCAAACUCCUCAUCAUCACCACUGGCAUCCUUACCGCCUCUACCGUGCAGGCCGCGGUCAAUAUCACGGAUAUUAUUGGCGACAUUGGCGACAUAUCUUCAUUAGCUGGCGAGGUAGUCACUCUCUUUCAGAAUCUAGACAUCACGACGAUCAUCUCAUCAGCACCUAAAAUCAUCGAGAACAUUGGUCAGAUUGUGGAAAUCAUCACCUCGGAUGCCGAAGCAAUUAGUGCAGAUAACGGCACCACCUCAUACAGCACAAGCGACGAGACGGAUGCCUGCGGUGGUUUAGAGAAGUUCCUCGAGUCGGUCGGUCAGAUUGCCGAUGGCGUCGCCGACAAGAUUGACAUCGUCUCGGGCACUCCGUUCAGCGGUGCUAUCGGUGGCAUCAUCACUUCCGUCAAGGAUGGCGUUGAUGACUUCGGCAACAAAAUUCUUGACAUUGUACCUUCUUGUGAUAACUCGACCUCGGCGUACAGCCUGGAGAGCGUGGGCGCGUCAUUUAACACAUGCCUUGAGAAAUUGUCUUGA
This is a messenger RNA of Ilyonectria robusta, 537 nucleotides long. RefSeq lists its product as uncharacterized. The transcript is spliced from 3 exons. Lineage: Eukaryota; Fungi; Ascomycota; Sordariomycetes; Hypocreales; Nectriaceae. The coding region runs from base 1 to 537 and encodes 178 amino acids. The record is from RefSeq and is a predicted model, not a curated record.